GAACUUAAUGGCCGUCUUGGCCGAACAGUUUUGAAACUUCCAGGUUGUUGGAAGUGGAGGCUGUGUGUCGCUUUGAUGAGGCACUAUUUCUGUCCUUGAUAAAGUUUUCGAAACUGAAACCUCCAAACUGAGGCUGUCACACGCUGUCGCCAUGACUGAAAAGGCCCGGCGCUAGAGAUCAGUGGUCUUGAUACUCUUUUCGACAACUUCCCGUAACAACUCGGAAGUGCGUCACAUCUCCAUCACACAUAGGACCACUGGCCGAAGAAGGUCAUCUUCUACGAGGACAGGAACUUCAUGGGCCGCUCUUAUGAGUGCAGCAGCGACUGUUCCGACAUGUCCUCCUACCUGAGCCGCUGCCACUCGUGCAGGGUAGAGGGCGGCUGCUGGAUGGUGUACGAUCGCCCCAACUUCAUGGGAAACCAAUACUUCAUCAGGAGGGGCGAGUACCCUGACUACAUGAGCAACUGGGGCUGGGGCAACAACUACAUCAGGUCCUGCCGCAUGAUCCCCAUGUACAGGGGCUCCUACAGAAUGAAGAUCUAUGAGAGAGAUAACUACAUGGGUCAGAUGACUGAGCUAACUGACGACUGCGACUCCAUCAUGGAUCGCUACCACUGGUCCGGAGGGUGCCACUCGUGUCACGUGAUGGACGGCCACUGGCUCAUGUACGAGCAUCCCCACUACAGAGGCAGGAUGUGGUACUUCAGGCCCGGAGAGUACCGUAACUUCAGGGACUACGGCAACAUGAACUUCAUGAGCGCGAGGCGCAUCAUGGACUCCUGGUAUUAAAUAAAAACGAUCC
Molecule: messenger RNA, 805 nt
Organism: Neoarius graeffei (lesser salmon catfish)
Lineage: Eukaryota; Metazoa; Chordata; Actinopteri; Siluriformes; Ariidae
Product: gamma-crystallin M2-like
Exons: 4
Coding region: 298-792 (164 amino acids)
Biological process (GO): visual perception; lens development in camera-type eye
Molecular function (GO): structural constituent of eye lens
Source: RefSeq, a predicted model, not a curated record